AAUAUUUUAUUUUAUAUUUUUAAGUCGAUUUCGUGCAACGUUAAAAUUAGUGUACGGCAACAUUAUUCAACACUACAAAGGGACUGCUGUCAAAAAUAAUUGUUUCUGAUAUCUCAAACAAAACUAGUGUGUAACAUUUGCAAAUAUUAUUUCACAUUAAAAAGGCGAUGGAUAAAAAAGAUAUUACAAAGAUGUUAAAAAAAAAACUAAUCACUGAAAUUAAUAAGGAGAGAAAACAGAACCAGCUAAAGGACGAAAUUAUCCGGGAUAAACUCGAGUUUAAAAAGCGUGUGCCUGAUCUGCAACGGCAACUGGACAUAGAAAAGACCAAAACGAAGGCGUUGCGACUGAAGCUAUCGGCGCAGGACACGGAUGCGAAUGCUGAAGAGAAGUUCAAGCUGUCUUUGAAACUAAAGAGGAUCGCCAAAGAAAACAAGUGCUACAUCUGCCACUUGAAGUAUGAGGUUACUGGAGGACAUCGCCCAGUUUCCAUCAAGUGCGGUCACCUUUUCGGUGAGAAUUGCAUCCUUGCUCACUUGGAUUGUAACAAUCAAUGCCCCAUCUGUAAAUCACUGACUGACACUAUGGACAUUCGCUUCAUUAUAGCAGGCCAAAAUUUGUGCACGGCUGAAUUAAUGGAAUGAACAUAUUAAUAUUAAGUGUUUAAGUUGGAUACAACAAAAAAAAAUGCAAGCAAAAGAGAAAGUAGCAAUUUAAGUAAUUUGCAAGCACUAAUGAAUAUGGUCAAUUAUAAUUUUUAUGGGAUGCUUAUGUAAUAAACAAACGCAACUCGUUAGAUGAUUAAAUCCUCAUAAUCGUGUUCUCAAUUUUCAUUCAAUUUCCCUAAUUCAAUCAGUGGAUGAUUUGAACAUGUUGCAAGCGUAUUGAAAGUGGAGUGAGCCCGAUAAUUCCUUAAUCAAUAAACCCCCUUCUCUAUACAUACAUAUAUGUAUGUAUGUAUGUUACUGUUCUUAGGUUGGGAACUAUUAUUAAUUUGGCAAAACCGACGCGCCAAUCAAUUAAGCCUAAUAAUCUGUCCCAGAGCUGCUGAAAUAACAUUGAGAAAUUGGCUCACAGCACGUAACAAAUUAGGGGGAGUUAAAUAGGUAGUGGCCAAUAAGAAGGGGAAGUAAAAAAGGUACAUCCUGUAAAGCUCCAUGAAAUAAUGAAAUUAAA
Molecule: messenger RNA, 1176 nt
Organism: Drosophila santomea
Lineage: Eukaryota; Metazoa; Arthropoda; Insecta; Diptera; Drosophilidae
Product: LON peptidase N-terminal domain and RING finger protein 3
Exons: 1
Coding region: 168-644 (158 amino acids)
Biological process (GO): protein ubiquitination; interstrand cross-link repair
Cellular component (GO): nucleus
Molecular function (GO): ubiquitin protein ligase activity
Source: RefSeq, a predicted model, not a curated record